UCACAACACCUCAGACAACAAUCGAACGAUGUACUCCGCAAAGCACUCCGUAGCUCUGGCUGUGAUCCUCGCCCAGCUGGUGGUCCUCAUUCAAGGCGGAUCCUACAGCUAUGAGGACACUUGGCGCUACACGUCUGCGGCCUUGGACUUCCCCGAAAACAUUGUCCUAGGCGGUCUCGAUCCCCAAGGUUACUACAACUAUGUUGGCCGUGUGGUGUACAGCAGCAACAUCCUUCCUGCACGAGUGGUUCCUGAGCUGAACAAAGCUUCCUACAACACGGACACCAUUGGCAAUACGGCCACCUCCUUUGAGGUGCUCGUGUCCAAUGCCACCAUCAGCUACCACUGGAAGCGCAGCUACGACGGCUACAGGGAGAAAAAUGCCGUUCCAGUGGGAACCAACGCUUACGGCGACCGCGUCUACAUCUGCCGCUUCCGGGCCGACGAAGGACUCUUCAUCGGCACCCUCUACCUGUCCAAGCGUGUCUGCAUCGUGAAGUACGGUGAGAAUCCAUUGAGGCAGUUCGACAAGUACGAGAUUUUGGUUAGGGAGCGACAUGUAGUCAAUCCUAUGCCAUUUGGCGGCUAAAUCGUAGCAGAAUGAGCUGCAGAACAAUUCAAGCAUAAUAAAAACAUAUCAAAACAAA
Molecule: messenger RNA, 647 nt
Organism: Drosophila subobscura
Lineage: Eukaryota; Metazoa; Arthropoda; Insecta; Diptera; Drosophilidae
Exons: 1
Coding region: 29-589 (186 amino acids)
Source: RefSeq, a predicted model, not a curated record